Molecule: messenger RNA, 1050 nt
Organism: Canariomyces notabilis
Lineage: Eukaryota; Fungi; Ascomycota; Sordariomycetes; Sordariales; Chaetomiaceae
Exons: 1
Coding region: 373-882 (169 amino acids)
Source: RefSeq, a predicted model, not a curated record
GUUCGCAGCUCGGAUAUCUCUUCCCCCUACUGCAACGCUCACACCCUCGUCGACAUGCGAAGCUUGUCUUUAAUCAUGUGUGAUAGCACAGAUACGUUCAUCCCCCUCUAUGCCACACCAACCGGCGGGUUCUCUGCCUCGACUACCAAGAGAUCAACCUCGUCGUCCACAACCUCGUCCACAACAUUCAGCUCAUCAACAUCGACGGACUCAAAAUCUCAAAUUCCGGCCACCACAACCUCCAUACCAACCGCAACCGCCACCGCAGCGGCCUCCGAGUCUAAUCCCAUCAGCACAGGCGCGAUAGUAGGCGGCGUAGUCAGCGGGGUAGCGAUUCUAGCCGGGUUGGUGGCGUUCAUCGCAUGGCUGUAAAUGCGUCGGAAGCGCGGAGAUUCCCAUGGAGCAGGAACACCGCAAGCUCACAUGCAAGAACAACACCACCAGCACCAGGGGCCGCCGCCGCCACCGCCGCAACAGUUCAACAACAACACCAGCCCGCAGCAGCAGCCAGCGGCCCAGUACCAACACAACGGCCAACACAACGGCCAACACAACCCGGGCCACGUGUCCAUUGGAAGCUGGAGCCAGGUGACGCCCGUCGACCAAACCGAAUCGUCGCCCAGAUCACCCAACGGGGUCAUCAGCGUUCAAGCUUCAGGCGGCGACCGUGACAAAGAGGUUGUAGGCAUGGGCCUAGGCGCGGUGAGGGUGCAUGUGGCGCCCGUGGAUGUGGACGAGCAAGCUGCUCAGCACAUGCAGCAGCAAGGGCAGCAGCCUCAUGCUACAGGUGGAGGCGGAGGGCAGACGCAGGAGCUGCCGCUGCCGCAUUAUAUGCCGGGCCUGUAUCUCUCUGAGCUGCCGCAGCCACAGCCAGCUAAUUAGCGAAAGGGGUGAUGGAUCUCUUAAUCUUGGACGGAAGAGGUUGAUUUGCCUUGGUGACUAUAAGGAGACCGUCACAGGGCAUUGGAGGCUCCAAGCCCCUUAGUGCAACUCCAUUGAAGAUUGAGAUACCUUAAGUAUCAGUGCCUUGGUUACCUAGACUGUCACUGU